Episyrphus balteatus (marmalade hoverfly) is the source of this 1314-nucleotide messenger RNA. RefSeq names its product argininosuccinate synthase (gene Ass). Gene Ontology annotation, cellular component: cytoplasm. Gene Ontology annotation, molecular function: argininosuccinate synthase activity; ATP binding. The coding region runs from base 39 to 1274 and encodes 411 amino acids. Lineage: Eukaryota; Metazoa; Arthropoda; Insecta; Diptera; Syrphidae. Gene Ontology annotation, biological process: urea cycle; L-arginine biosynthetic process. The transcript has 3 exons. The record is from RefSeq and is a predicted model, not a curated record.
UAAAAAAUUAGUCUAAGUUAGUGUGAAAAAAGAUUCCAAUGAAUACAUCUGACAAGGUUUUAUUAGCUUACUCGGGUGGGCUGGAUACAAGUUGUAUUCUCAAAUGGCUGCAGGAAAAAGGGUUUCAAGUUAUCUGCUUUAUGGCAGAUGUUGGACAGGAAGAAGAUUUUAACGCAGCAAAAGAGAAAGCUUUUAAGUGUGGAGCUAAAGAUGUAAUUAUUAAAGAUGUUAAAGCUGAUUUCGUAGAGAAUUACAUUUGGCCAUCAAUUCAAAUGGGACUGAUUUAUGAAGAACGUUAUUUAUUGGGUACAUCAUUGGCAAGGCCAUGUAUUUCAGUGGCUCUGGUCGAAGCUGCCAAGUCAAUAGGAGCAAAAUAUAUUGCUCAUGGUGCAACUGGCAAAGGCAAUGACCAAGUCAGGUUUGAAAUGUGCGCUUAUGCCUUGUUUCCAGAAGUAAAAAUAAUUGCUCCAUGGAGAGAUGAUGAAUUCUGUAAGCGUUUCCAGGGGAGAUUAGAUUUGAUUAAGUAUGCGGAACAGAAUGGUAUACCAGUGAGUGCAAAGCCCAGUGCACCAUGGAGCACGGACGCAAAUAUCUUGCAUAUUAGUUAUGAAUCAGGAAUUUUGGAAGAUCCAUACCAAAUAGCUCCCGAUGACCUUUACGAAAUGACUAAAGACCCAAAAUUGGCACCAUCGAAACCUUAUCGGUUGAAAAUUCAUUUCAAAAAUGGUCUUCCUGUUAGUGCAGAUGAUACGCAAACUGGAAAAUCGUACAAAAAGCCAUUGGAAAUUUUGAAAUUCCUUAAUGAAAUCGGCGGAACGUAUGGUAUUGGACGCAUCGAUAUUGUGGAGAAUAGAUUUGUUGGCUUGAAGUCACGAGGAGUAUAUGAAACUCCUGGCGGUACAAUUCUUUAUACAGCACACCAAGAUUUGGAGGUGUUUUGUUUGGACAGAGAAGUUUACCGAACCAAGACACACCUGAGAGACUCUAUGGCUGUCUAUGUAUAUAAUGGAUUUUGGUUUAGUCCUGAAGCCGUUUAUACAAGAAAAUGCCUUGAAUUAUCUCAAGAACAUGUUAAUGGAGAGGUUAUAAUGGAACUUUUGCCAGGUUAUUGCAAGCCAUUGGCUCGAAAGUCAUCAAAGGAGCUUUAUAAUCAAGAAUUGGUUUCGAUGGAUGUUCAUGGAGGUUAUGUGCCAGCAGAUGCAACUGGAUUUAUACGAAUUAAUUCGGUUAGAUCAACAGAAUAUGCAAGAGCAUAUGGAAAAUAUAAAAUGUAAAUUUCAAUCAGAUUUGUCAAAUAAAUUUUUAAAUCUAAAA